Messenger RNA from Trichomycterus rosablanca, 1632 nucleotides. RefSeq names its product tubulin alpha chain-like. The record is from RefSeq and is a predicted model, not a curated record. The coding region runs from base 126 to 1481 and encodes 451 amino acids. Gene Ontology annotation, molecular function: GTP binding; structural constituent of cytoskeleton. Lineage: Eukaryota; Metazoa; Chordata; Actinopteri; Siluriformes; Trichomycteridae. Gene Ontology annotation, cellular component: microtubule; cytoplasm. Gene Ontology annotation, biological process: microtubule cytoskeleton organization; mitotic cell cycle. The transcript has 4 exons.
GCUCCGCCUCCUUAAGUAGUUCGGUCUUCGUCCUCGUUUCACAUCGCGCGCCCAAACCGUUUCUUUAUCAAACCCGUAAUUGUGCUGCUUAAUUUCUCCUCCGUUCACUCAGUUUCUGAAGAAUAAUGCGUGAGUGCAUCUCUAUCCACGUGGGUCAGGCUGGAGUCCAGAUCGGCAACGCCUGCUGGGAGCUCUACUGUCUUGAACACGGUAUCCAGCCAAAUGGACAGAUGCCCAGUGACAAGACUAUCGGAGGUGGAGACGAUUCCUUCAACACCUUCUUCAGUGAGACUGGGGCUGGAAAGCACGUCCCCAGAGCUGUGUUUGUGGAUCUGGAGCCCACGGUCAUAGAUGAGGUCCGCACCGGAACUUACAGGCAGCUGUUCCACCCUGAGCAGCUGAUCACAGGAAAGGAGGAUGCUGCCAACAACUAUGCACGUGGUCACUACACCAUCGGCAAGGAAAUUAUUGAUCUGGUGUUGGACAGGAUACGUAAACUGGCUGACCAGUGCACAGGUCUCCAGGGUUUCCUGGUCUUCCACAGCUUCGGUGGUGGUACUGGUUCUGGUUUUACCUCCCUGCUAAUGGAACGUCUGUCUGUCGACUAUGGCAAAAAGUCCAAGCUGGAGUUCUCCAUCUAUCCAGCUCCUCAAGUAUCCACUGCUGUGGUGGAACCCUACAACGCCAUCCUGACCACCCACACCACCCUAGAGCACUCAGACUGUGCUUUCAUGGUGGAUAAUGAAGCCAUUUAUGACAUCUGUCGUAGAAACCUUGAUAUUGAGCGCCCUUCUUACACCAACCUGAAUAGGCUGAUUAGUCAGAUUGUUUCCUCCAUUACUGCCUCCCUGCGUUUUGAUGGUGCCCUUAAUGUGGAUCUGACAGAGUUUCAGACCAACUUGGUGCCUUACCCUCGUAUCCAUUUCCCACUGGCCACCUACGCUCCAGUGAUCUCUGCAGAGAAAGCUUACCAUGAGCAGCUCUCUGUUUCUGAAAUCACUAACGCCUGCUUUGAGCCGGCUAAUCAGAUGGUGAAAUGUGAUCCACGUCACGGCAAGUACAUGGCCUGCUGCCUGUUGUACCGUGGUGAUGUGGUGCCCAAAGAUGUAAAUGCUGCUAUUGCCACCAUCAAGACCAAGCGCACCAUCCAGUUUGUGGACUGGUGUCCAACUGGUUUCAAGGUGGGCAUCAACUACCAGCCUCCCACUGUGGUUCCAGGUGGAGACCUGGCCAAGGUGCAGAGGGCUGUGUGCAUGCUGAGCAACACCACAGCCAUUGCUGAAGCCUGGGCUCGUCUUGAUCACAAGUUUGAUCUGAUGUACGCCAAGCGCGCCUUUGUGCAUUGGUAUGUUGGUGAGGGCAUGGAGGAGGGUGAGUUCUCAGAGGCCAGAGAGGACAUGGCUGCUCUGGAGAAGGAUUAUGAGGAGGUUGGAGUUGAUUCCGUUGAGGGUGAGGGAGAGGAAGAGGGUGAAGAGUAUUAGAUAGGGAAUUAAAGAUGAACCCUUAAGUAUUUGAACAAAUUUGCUAUUGUAAAGUUGGUUCCAGAAUGUGUUUCGAUAUUGUUUUGCCAGUGUUCUUGUGAAGUUUUCCAGGCAUUUUUUAAACAAUGGCUGAAUAAAGUAAUGUGACUGA